GGGAGCUUCUUCCGGCGUUGGCAACAGUGGCCGGCCCGUCGCCAGAAUGAGCGUUCACAUCACACGGCCAUGGUCGCUAGUUUCUGGUCGCUGCGGCGGACUCCUUCAGCACGGACGUGAUGACUGAACAACGAGACCAAAUCUUGGCCGAUUUUCAGGCCUGCACCGGACUUGAGGAUGUGGGUGAAUGCUUCAUGUUCCUGGAACAGGCCAACUGGAACCUACUGGAUGCGGUACACAAUGCACUGCCUCGGGAGACACAGUCACUGCCAUCCGAAGACGACUCUGUCCAACGAAUUCAGCUCAUCUACCGGGACCGUGCAGUGGCCCUGACGCUUCCACGCCGUGGGCUCACAUGCGGCGAUGUACGGCAACUGAUUGCACAGGAGACCUGUGUCCCACCGUGCCGGCAGGCACUCCUGGGAUGGGACCACGUCACGGACGAGACACCCUUUGUGGCAUCAGAGCUGGCGCCCGGUGGCAGCUUGAUGCUCAGGAACAGCCAGCCGUAUGCAGAAUCAACCGUACCCAGCAGAGGAGGAAACCAAGUAACGCUCCACAUCCGGGACGAAACCUCGGGCAGUGAAUACUCCAUCACUUUCCCUUGCUCCAAGACUGUUCUAGAGCUGAAACAAGAUGUGAGCGACCUGACGUCCAUACCCGUGCGACAUCAGCGGUGGAUAGGUUGGCCGACAGUAACACAACCACCCGACGAGAUGGCACUGUCCCUGGCCAUUGGACGCGCUGACGAACACUGGCUGACCGUGACGAACGUUGGGGGUACGAGCUCAGCAGCGGCAGAGUUGCUGUCGAGCGACAGCAGUAAUGCUGACGAGUUCGAGGAUGCCACCGAGUGCCUGAUUGCAUCUGAAGACACGACGACCACAGCAGCUCUGAUGCCCGAAGGUCUGGAGAACGAGGCAGAAGCGGUGGCACAUUUUUCCAGGGCAUUUGCGCGGCGGUACGGGGAGUGCUCUCCAGCCUUCUUUCAGGGAACGCUGGCACAGGCUAUCGAGGCCUCCUGCUACAAGCCCAUUCGAGAGCGGAAGCCAUUGGUGCUCUACCUCCAUCAAGAACAAGGAGCAGGCUCCUUCUGCGGCCAACUAUUAUGCUCUGAAGCAGUGGUCUCCUACCUGACGCUGAACUUCAUCCUCUGGCCAUGGGACUUGACACUACCCUCUAACCGGGACAGGUUUCUGGAGUCCAUUAGCCGGUCACUAGGGGUCAGUGCGGUCAGUGCAGUUCGCAGCAGUGCCCUCGACUGCCUUCCAGCGCUGGUGGUGCUGUCGCGGAUGCGGGGCUCCCUCGAAGUGCUCUCAUUAAUCCCCGGCAGUGUAGAGCUGGAUGAUCUCAUGACAAGGCUCAUGCAAGUGGUUGAAGUGUUCACCAGCGAGAUGGCCAGCGAGAGCAAGGAAGAGGAAGAGCGGGAAGCUCGAGACCAGGUUCGGAGGGAGCAGGACGCAGCGUACGUGGCUUCCCUCAAGGCCGACCAGGAAAAGGACAAGCAACGGCAGAUGUUGGAGCAGGCGCAAUUGGAGAAGGAGACAGAAGAAGAGCGACAGAAGGCGCUGCAGCGGGACGAAAAGCUCCACCAGGAGGAGCUGCAAAAGGCAAUGCUGGAGUCCCUAGCAGCGCUCGUUCCCGCCGAACCACCCGAGGACGGGUGUGACAAUGAGCCUGUGACCCAUCUACGGGUGCGGCUACCCACGGGCGAGGUGUUGACGCGGCGCUUUCUGGCCAGCUCUCCGCUCAGCCAGCUGAUGCUGUACGUGGCCUCCUGUGGAUACCCCGCGCAACGCUACCGCCUGCUGGCUUCGUGGCCCCGACGAGAUCUGUCGGAGGUGGACGGCAACAAGACCUUGAAAGAGCUUCAGCUGUUCCCGAAAGAGACACUGACGCUUGAAGAACGGCCUUCUGUCAGCCUCGAUUGAAAUUAAACACAUUAUGGCACUGU
Dermacentor silvarum is the source of this 1954-nucleotide messenger RNA. Its product is annotated as FAS-associated factor 1. Gene Ontology annotation, cellular component: endoplasmic reticulum; nucleus. Lineage: Eukaryota; Metazoa; Arthropoda; Arachnida; Ixodida; Ixodidae. Gene Ontology annotation, molecular function: ubiquitin binding. The transcript is spliced from 18 exons. The record is from RefSeq and is a predicted model, not a curated record. Bases 120 to 1931 code for a protein of 603 amino acids.